Molecule: messenger RNA, 813 nt
Organism: Staurois parvus
Lineage: Eukaryota; Metazoa; Chordata; Amphibia; Anura; Ranidae
Source: the annotation of a GenBank genome assembly
AUGGCGUCCUGGGCUGGAGGGGUUCGGGCGGUGCUGCUGGACGUGAGCGGUGUUCUGUAUGACAGCGGGGGUCCGGAAGGGGGCGCCGCCAUCCCCGGCUCUGUGCAGGCGGUCAACAGGAUUCGGCAGGCUGGCCUGAAGUUGCGCUUUUGCACAAAUGAGUCGCAGGCCACACGGAGUCAAUUUGUUUGUAAACUGCAGAGAUUUGGCUUCAGCAUUUCUGAAGAAGAGGUUACUGCUCCUGGCCCUGCAGCGAAAAGGCUAGCGCAAGAACGGGGACUGAGGCCACAUUUGCUGGUCCAUAAUGAUCUGCUCCCGGAGUUUGACUCCAUUGAUAUGUCUCAGCCUAACUGUGUUGUGAUUGGAGAUGCAGCUGAAAACUUUUCCUAUCAGAAUGUGAAUGCAGCGUUUAAUGUGCUGAUCGGCCUAGAGAAGCCGGUUCUCAUAUCUCUGGGAAGGGGACGUUAUUAUAAAGAAACCGAUGGAUUGAAGAUAGACGUAGGUGCCUACAUGAAAGCUCUGGAGUAUGCCUGUGAUGUCACGGCGGAGGUUGUGGGAAAACCAUCAAAGAAUUUUUUCAUGUCUGCACUGGAUGAGAUGGGAGUGAAGCCAGAUGAGGCUAUCAUGAUCGGGGACGAUGUGGUUAAUGACAUUGGUGGUGCUCAGAACUGUGGAAUACGCGCAGUACUUGUCAGAACUGGAAAGUACAGGCCUAGUGAUGAAACCCAUCCUCAAGUGAAGGCUGAUGGAUAUGUGGACAACUUGGCCCAGGCUGUGGACUUCCUGCUGGCUUCUGGAGGAGCUGGUCACUGA